GGACGUGCCGUUCCGUUCCGUUUCGUUUCGUACGUUCAAGGCGCGAGAAUAUUCACAAUUUAUUUUUUGUUGCCUCUUGCACUUUACGGAUUUUUUUGGAUUAUUUAAACGGCGUGUUUUUUUUUUUGGUUCUUUGUUUUUUUGUCGUGUGAAAAUUUAGUUUUUGGAUAAAAACAAGCUACCCCCGAAAACGUAAAAAGACUCUUGCAACAGCUGCCAACAUGCUCAAGUGGGCUGUGAACCAGCCGCGCCCUUCCUACCUGGCCGAGCAGCCAGUCGCGGGCACAGAUCCGGGCACAGGCACAGUCCAUCAUGUCAUCAGCAGCUACAGCGACUUCCAGGCGGCAGCCACGCCCAUGCGCACAGCCGCCCUCCCGACGCAGCGGCUCAAGCUGAAGCGGCAAUCGCUGCUGCCGGGCCUCCUCCACCUGGGCAAGGAGAAUCAAUUGACUUCGACGCCGCUGCCCGCAGCUGGAGUUGGAGCACGCACUCCUCUGCUCCGGGAUCUGAGCAACAUCAUGUCGCCUCUCCACACGCCCAUUAACACGGCCAUGCCCACGCCCACGCCCACGGCCAAGGCGAAGCCCGCUGUCUAUGCCUCCACGCUGCCUACGUUCGAGGCGGAGUACUCGCCCAGCUACAGGGUCGACCAGGAUGGGGAGAACAACAACAACAACAACGUCAUCUUUCCAGGAGCGCUGCUGGCGCUGCGCGGCAUGGGUAUUCCGGACAGCUACUUCGAGAAGCCGCGCUACCUGGAACAGAAGCCACUUUCCCUUGACCAAGUGGGAGCUGCUCCCCCUGCUUCUCCUGCUCCUGCUGCUUCCGUUCCCAGUGCUGAGCAGACGACGCUCAGCUCCAGCCAAAUGGGCGAUGUCACCUUGGAACGCAUGAUCGAUGCCAUUCUGGAGAGCACGCGCAAGCCGCCAGCUCGUGUCCGUGCCCGAUCCCGUUGCCAUUCCCGUCUGCGCCAGCGGCAACGUCAGAGGCCGCAGCCUCAGCCUCAGCUUCAGCCUGGACAGCGUCUCAUCUCGACGAGCCACUCGCCCACCUAUCGACCCGCCUUCGAUCCGGCCAGCGAUCUGUCCGAGUACUGGCAGCCACCUGUGCAUCCGGAUGCCUACGAGGAGCGGGAAGUGUGCUCCCCACAGCCGCUCUCCCAGUCGGGAUCUGGACUGGAGCUGGAACUGGGAGGGGGAGGUGGAGGGGGGCAGGGCAAGCGGCGUUCUCUGCAGCUGAGGAGGCAGCGCGUGGUGCGACGCAAGCGGCAGAUCGCGACGAAGAUCUCGUCGAGCGUGCGCCAAUCGGCGCAGAAGCUGCUGGCGGCCGCCUCGCGCUCCGCCCAGAAGCUGCCCCACUCCCAAUCCCGCGCCAAGCAGCGGCACAUCAGCCCCGACAGCGGACACAAUUCCACCAGCGACUGCGAGCUGGAGGAGGAGCUCGCCUCCUUUGGGGCCUGCGUGCUGGAGGCGGCGACCAAGCGGCGGCUCAGCUUCUCCUUUCACGAGGAGCAGUAAAAACGGGUUUCGCGCGAAAUUCAAAUUCAACUAAUAUUUGGCUGUCGAAAUAAUUUUUACCAAUUUUUUUUUUUCGUUAUUUGUUACGUGAAGAAAUUUGAGAGUUGAAUUUUUUUUUUUUUGAUUAGUUUUUGAAUUUAGCAAAAUUGUUGCUAAAAGCUUUCAAUUGCCUUCUUCAAGCUGACAUUCCAAUUUAAGAUCUACCAAAUUAAAUUAUAAUCACAUUUUUUUUGUCGUAAUAAAAUUGCCAAGAUUGUAAAAGUUUAA
This is a messenger RNA of Drosophila virilis, 1784 nucleotides long. RefSeq lists its product as uncharacterized. NCBI's taxonomy places the organism in Eukaryota, Metazoa, Arthropoda, Insecta, Diptera, Drosophilidae. The record is from RefSeq and is a predicted model, not a curated record.